AUGUGGGUGUUUCAAUACGCCAGACGAUAUUUACACUUCUCACAUCAUUGGGCCUACGGUUUAGAAGAUGAGGAUAAGUCGGCUUUCGUGACAAAUGAAGGUCUCUUCUGUUACACCAAAAUGCCGUUUGGGUUAAAGAACGCCGAAGCGACGUACCAGAGGUUGAUGGAUAAAGCGUUCAAGGAUCAGAUCGGAAGGAACUUAGAGAUUUACGUAGAUGAUCUGGUCAUCAAAAGUCAAGCCGGAGAUAACAUGAUCGAUGACAUACUCGAAACCUUUACUCGGCUUCGGGGUAUCAACCUCAAUCUCAAUCCCAAAAAAUGUUCUUUCGGUUUAGAAGAAGGGAAGUUUUUGGGCGUAUGGAUAACUCAAUCCAGAAUCCAGGCACAUCUGGAUAAGAUCAAAGCGGUGAUCUCCAUGCAACCUCCUAAGACGGUCAAGGAAAUUCAAUCACUAAAUGGUAAGUUGGAAUUGAAAGUUUGUCUUGGGUCUUUACCCACUCUGACCGCCCCAAUCACCGGAGAAACCGUCACUGUUUAUCUCUCCGCUUCUCAUUUCGCCAUCAGUGCAGUACUUGUGGUGCACCGGAAACAAGCACAAAUACCGGUUUACUACGCUUUCAAUAUAGAAGUACAAACCGAUCUUCAGAUUCAGCAAAUUCUCAAAAAGCCGGAGGUCUCCGGACGUCUCACCAAAUGGGCAACCGAACUCAGCGCUUUCGAUAUCGUCUACCGAACUAGAGGUCUGGUAAAAGGUCAGGUUGUGGCAGAUUUUCUUACGGAAGUACCGACCGGGGAAAGCACCAAAGAAAAGUCCGCCCUCCCAAGGGUAUGGAACCUAUAUACAGACGGAGCUUCCAGUAAAGAAGGGGCAGGAGCCGAGUAUGAAGCCCUUCUCGCAGGACUCCAAACCGCAGCCAAGGCUGGUGCAACCUCCGUACUGGCCCAUGUCGAUUCGUUAUUAGUUGCCAACCAGGUCAACCCAGAAUACGAAGCACGGGAAGAAAAUAUGACCCGGUAUCUAAGCCAAGUUAACAGUUUAAUCUCCUCGUUCGACUCUUGCAAGGUAGUUCACAUACCACGAAGCAAGAACAAAAAGGCGGAUGCCUUAUGCAAGCUUGCCUCCGUAGCAUUUUGUCACUUGUCCAAGGAAGUAUUGGUCGAAACUUUGCAAGCUCCGGCCAUCCAGCAGAUGGAGUCCGUUAUGUCAAUCUCCGUACAGGAAAGAUCAUAG
Molecule: messenger RNA, 1233 nt
Organism: Helianthus annuus (common sunflower)
Lineage: Eukaryota; Viridiplantae; Streptophyta; Magnoliopsida; Asterales; Asteraceae
Exons: 4
Coding region: 1-1233 (410 amino acids)
Molecular function (GO): nucleic acid binding; RNA-DNA hybrid ribonuclease activity
Source: RefSeq, a predicted model, not a curated record